Molecule: messenger RNA, 339 nt
Organism: Vittaforma corneae ATCC 50505
Lineage: Eukaryota; Fungi; Microsporidia; Nosematidae
Exons: 1
Coding region: 1-339 (112 amino acids)
Source: RefSeq, a predicted model, not a curated record
AUGGCCGUAGUAGAGAGCGGGCCGAGAAUGCAGGAAAAGUUUAUUAAAGAUGUCUUGCUAAUGUCUCAAUUAGUUACUUUCUGUUUUAUUAUUUCUGGGCCUGCCAUAUUAAGAAUAAUAAAGAUAUACAAGUUAAUAGCUUUCUGUGUUUACUCUCUUCAUGCAUGCACACAGCCCAAAGUCUCAAACCGUGUACUUUUGUCAAGGCCACACGCUCAAAUAUUCCUUGGCAAGAUCUACCAUGCAGCCCCUGGGCCAAUUUGGAGCUUUAACAAAUUUGCCUCAUUCAGGCGUAUUUUGAUUUUAAACAUCGUUUCGCCAUCUUCAAAAUUCUUAUGA